AUGCCCAGACCCGAAAUCGCCCGCAACGACCUCGAGAUGUCUGCUCCCCCGACGCCUCUGCGGAGGAAGCAGCGAAACGAAGAUGCGAAUGCCGCACUGUCCGCCAUUAGUGGUCUCGUGCCAGAGAAGGAGCUGAGCCUUUCGUUUACCAGCAAGAGCCCCAUGGACGUGCUCCUCUCCGACCCCGAAGAUUUAAUGGACGACGAUUCGUCGUCGUUUAAUGAUGGUUUCAUGGGCUCCUUCUCGUCGACCCGGACUGUAUCGCUCGAGUCGGCCGCCGGAGGCGAACUCGUCCCCCACCCUCUCUCCUCGGCAGUCGACGUCGAAGAACUCGAUUUCCGUGUAUUCGAAACCCGGACCAACGCGGACGCCAAGCCCGAGGGCACCUUUUCUCGCCUCCCGCUCAAGUCGGCCUUCAAAUCCAACCUGACCGCAUCGCUGCGGGCCAUCCGCUCCGCCGCCAAAUCUUUCUCUUCCCUGGCCUUGGUCUCCAUUCCACCCGACGAUUUUCUCACCCGAUCCAUCCUGACCAUCGAUCCCAAGGUCCCGUAUACCGACGAGCGCCGACCCCCGUCCUCAACACGGUCCUUUGCCGCGUCCAUCCAGAUGCAGACGUACAAGGUCCAGAGGUCACAGGCUCCGAUGAGUUCGGAGACGCCUUCUACUAGCCUAUCGCGCUCCGCCCAAGCCAACACCUCCUCAUCUUCCGCCAGCUCGUCUUCCUCCCAGUCCUACACGCCCCAACCUCAGUCGCCGAACCAGACGUCAUUUUCUUACCCACCAGGUGUCAUGCGGCAGCGCGAAAUGCGUGAGAACUCGGAUUUCAUUCGCAUUGCGGUGCUGGAAAUGGCCAUGAGGAAGCGUGGAAAGUUGGACGAUCAACGUCCUGGUCGCGCAAGAUGGGCUCUGCCUCCGAGGAAGCCCAUCACAAAGCCUUAUGAUAUCCGUUCCGACGGCGUUCCGACGCGAUGGGUCCCUGUCGGCUGCUAA
Messenger RNA from Parascedosporium putredinis, 990 nucleotides. The record is from the annotation of a GenBank genome assembly. NCBI's taxonomy places the organism in Eukaryota, Fungi, Ascomycota, Sordariomycetes, Microascales, Microascaceae.